CUUAGUUUAGGUAUUGAUGUGUUUGAAUGAGUCAUGUUGAUUGGAAACUACUGUACACUGUUCACUACCGCAGUUGGUUUCUCGAUAAUUCAUUCAUGAGGUUCAAUUUGGUUGAAGAUAGCGAAUAGGAUUAAUCCAAAUCCACCGAGAAUUCAGCCAAAAUGAUUGGCAAAGUAAUUAAAGUCCUCUUGACCACGUUAAUAAUCCUGUCUUCAGUCUCAACGGAUUUAAUAACAAAUCCACCAAGUUGGAGCAAGAGUAUCUUCUCCAAUGAAGAAUGCAGAGAAGAAAGACAGCCAGUUGUCGAGUACUACCACCACAAUGGAAUGCAGUAUUUAUUUUUCUCCCAGCGUGUCACAUGGGAGGAAGCCAGAAUGCUCUGCCGAAGCUAUAACUCACGAUUGGCACUCCUCGAUACAAUGGAGAAGGCAUUGGGUGUGGCACGAUCGAUAGCUGAAUCAAACAUAGUUAUGGAGGACACUUGGAUUGGAGGACGAAGAAUUGAUUUUGUAUGGUAUUGGAUCGAUAAGGAAACAGGUCCAUGGAGAAAUGAAAUUUCCAUGGAGCCUAAUGUUGAAGAUUAUCCACCAUGGAGUAGAGAGCCAACCAGACCAACUAAAGAAUGUCUGGCUAUUGAUCGCCGGUCACACGAGCAUCCAAUUUUUAUCGAUGUCGAUUGCAGACUUCAGAGGCCUUUCAUCUGCGAGAAAAGGGACGGUGAAGUUAUCAGCAGUCCAGUUCCUUCUAAGUGGGUACAGAUUAAUCGAAAUAUUUAUGUCUUGUAUCAUGGGAGAAUAACUUGGCGAGAAGCAGCGACUUUCUGCAGGACCAAGGGAGCUAGGCUGGCUAUUCUAAAAAAUUCUGUGGUUGUUAAUAUUCUUGCUAAUAGUAUGGCAAAGACUAGACCAGACUUUGAAACUGUAUGGAUUGGUGCAUAUUACUCAUACGGCCAGUGGGUUUGGAUGGCGACUGGUUCAAUUCUGAACUCGCUAACGGACAAAGGUGGUUAUCCACCUUGGAGAUUCGGUCGUCCUGAGAAAAAUAACGGAUGCUUGUUACUGGAUAGACAUAUCGAGGAUAAUUCUACAUUUGUCGAAGUUGCCUGUGAUCGCAAGAGAGAUUUCGUCUGUGAAGAAUAUUCUGAUGACGAAGAGGAUGAUUGGAUGGACGAACCAGUGAAGUUCUCCUUCGAGAACAGCACGUACAUAAUCUACCCAAUCGACAAAACCUGGAAAGAUAGCAGAGACUUCUGCAAUGAAAGAGGAAGUGUCCUGGCGUAUGUGGAGCAUGCGACUGCGGUUAAUUUAAUUAUCGAAGCGAUGGGAGAUCAUCCCAGGGAGAUUGCCCACGUGUGGCUAGGGGGGCAAUACAAUAAGAAACUCGAUGAAUGGCGCUGGCUAGGAAAUAAUCAGAAAAUCCUGAAGGAAAAGGAUGAGUUUGGAUUCCCUCCAUGGGCCCACAUCGAUGGAGAGGUCGAUAUGGAUUCGGACAGUACUGCUUGUCUGAAUUUAGACAGAACUGAUCAUGUAAAGCCUCACUUCUACGGACUGGAGUGCAAUAGCAAACAAUCGUUCGUUUGUAAAAUAACAUGCGAUAUACCUCCGCCGAUACAAAACGGAAAUUGGACCUGCACUGACAUCACCGACGGCCGGCAAUGUCUCUUGCAUUGCGAGAACAAUCUGAUAAUGAUGGGACUCAAGGAUGUUACCUGUAAAUCUCAAAGUGGCUGGAUAUCUGGAAAUAAUCCAAUGGAAUUUCCCCUGUGCCUGCACCCAAAAAUGUUUACUACAAGAAUGAUUAGAUCAUUGAGCCAAGAUAUUCAGAAAAGUUCUGGAUACUAUAUCAUCUUUGACCAUUCAUCAUCGAAACUGAAGCCUAUUCUUCUGGAAUUUAUUGAGCGCAUUGUCAUCUCAUUUCCUGUUUCGCGCAAUUUGAAAUUCGGAAUGACGACAUACCUGACCAAUCCUCCAACGCAUUUGCCAUUCAAUCAGACGGACAAGUGCGCAGUGAUUUCAGCGGUUCGAGCAUUACAAAACAUCACGUAUGACAUUACAACCGCAGAUGUAAACAUCAGUAACAUUCAAAAAGACAUAUCUAUGUACAACGGUCGUAGAAUAUCGAUAAUUGCGGUAAUCGAUGGUAAGCGUGGAGUUGCUUACACAGAUGCUCUCAUGCAAUUCAAAGCAGUGGGACAUCACAUUGUUGUUGUAGGACUCAGAGAGGACACUGAGACACUCCUACCACUGGCAACGAUUGGUAUCGACAGGAGAAUUAAUCUGUUUUUGUUUGAUGAGGCUGGCAUUGCUGCUGUUGUCAACGAGAUCAAGAAGCAUGAGAGGAAGCGGCCGAUAUGUUCAGACAACUCACAAACCGGCUAUACACCAGCUUUCAGAUAUUUAGGAAUCAAUGAGACAAAUCCUAUCACACAGAAUAGGAAGAAUUUACAAGAGCCGAUAGAGACCUUUUCGUCAACCCCUUUAGUUUUAACAGACGUACAAGAAAACGACGAGAAUCCCUGGAAAUUAGUGAUUCGUUCAUCUACUAGUCCUAAAUCUACCGCAGAAUCAGAAUACGAGGACCUACAAUUUCGAAAAAUUCCUAGAGUCACUGCCAAAGCGGACGCAAAUCCCUCACAAGAAUCAAAUAUAAAACGUGAAACUGAUAUUGAUGAGGAGGAAGAUGCCUAACUCAGCCUCACUUAUUUUCUUUGGCACUUUAUUAACGUAACAAAGUACGAAGCUAUGUACAAUUACCUUAAAGUAGUAUGGCGUGUCAGAUUGUAAAUCUUAAACAAUUUUAAAAAAUGCC
Messenger RNA from Diachasmimorpha longicaudata, 2808 nucleotides. RefSeq lists its product as uncharacterized. The transcript is spliced from 10 exons. The record is from RefSeq and is a predicted model, not a curated record. NCBI's taxonomy places the organism in Eukaryota, Metazoa, Arthropoda, Insecta, Hymenoptera, Braconidae. The coding region runs from base 162 to 2687 and encodes 841 amino acids.